Molecule: messenger RNA, 1110 nt
Organism: Striga hermonthica
Lineage: Eukaryota; Viridiplantae; Streptophyta; Magnoliopsida; Lamiales; Orobanchaceae
Source: the annotation of a GenBank genome assembly
AUGAGUGGAGUAAGAGAAGAAAACACAAGACUGAAAAACCUUCUCCAGCAAGUGGAGAAGGAUUACAAAGCUCUACAAGUUCAGUUCAUGGACAUGUCUCGAAAAGAAUAUUCCGAUAAAUACCGAAGUUUGACUUUUCCGGUCAACGGCUCGUCAAAUGCCGAUUAUGAUGACGAUCGGGACCAAGAAUUAGUAUCCCUUAGCCUCGGAACGAAUAUUCCUGCCAAAACCAAGAAAGAAAACGUUCUACCCAAGCCCACGUGUGAAAAAGACUCGACCGAGCUUGGGCUGGGCUGCAGCUCGGAAAGCUCAAAGACCGACGAUGGGCCCACGAGCCCGUGUAAAGUCCCAGGCCCGAAAACGAGUAGAGAUGAUGAAAUUUGCCAGACAAGUGUGAAGAGAGCAAGGGUUUGUGUGAGAGCCAGAUGUGAAACACCAACAAUGAAUGAUGGUUGCCAGUGGAGAAAAUAUGGACAGAAAACAGCCAAAGGAAAUCCAUGUCCAAGGGCUUAUUAUAGGUGCACAGUUUCUCCAACAUGCCCGGUUAGAAAACAGGUGCAACGAUGCAUGGCCGACAUGUCGAUCUUGAUUACCACCUACGAAGGCACGCACGACCACCCGAUUCCGAUCUCCGGCACCGCCAUGGCCUCCACCACCUCUGCCGCCGCCUCCAUGCUCCUCUCCGGCCCCACUGCCUCUCCUCCCCUCAAUCCUUACGGCCCGCCACCUGUGCCUCCGUAUUCCACCGUGACCCUCGAUCUCACCACCGAGCCUGCCGCCACACGUGGUGGCUUCAGCCUCCAUUCUCCACCAACCUCUCAGCAAAACCCUGGUUUUCCGGCGACUGGCCUGAGCUUUUCUCCGGUGGAACCCAACAUGGGUUCCUCAGUUUGGGGCGUGAGUGGCGGCGGGUUUUCUUUUGAUCUUCCCGGAAAAUCUGCACACGAGCAAAAGUAUGUUUCUUACUUGGAAAAGCUGAGCCACGCUUCAUCACAGCAGGCUCUAACGGAAACGCUGACGAGGGCAAUUUCGUCCGACCCGAGUUUCCAGUCAGUUUUAGCAGCUGUGGUCUCAACAAUGGCUGCUAAAGGAGGUGAGGGGGAGAAGUGA